This is a messenger RNA of Leishmania mexicana MHOM/GT/2001/U1103, 3030 nucleotides long. RefSeq lists its product as hypothetical. Gene Ontology annotation, cellular component: catalytic step 2 spliceosome. The transcript has a single exon. Gene Ontology annotation, molecular function: peptidyl-prolyl cis-trans isomerase activity. NCBI's taxonomy places the organism in Eukaryota, Euglenozoa, Kinetoplastea, Trypanosomatida, Trypanosomatidae. Bases 1 to 3030 code for a protein of 1009 amino acids. The record is from RefSeq and is a predicted model, not a curated record. Gene Ontology annotation, biological process: protein peptidyl-prolyl isomerization.
AUGUGCGUCCAUCUCGACUCGCUCGGUGCGCUGAUUGCCACCAUCGAUGCAGCGGGUGUUGUGCGUGUCUGGCGUAAGCUGCCGAGCGGUCUCUUCUUCAUUACGGAGUUGGACAAGGUAUUUCUGCCAGCUCGCAGUGCCGCCGCCGCUGGCCACGAGCGCCGCACCCGUCACUACUGGACACACGCCUACAUGGCGCUGCAGGUGCUGGUGUUUGUGUGCACGGAGGAAGAAGAAUUGGAGGUCGACCUCGACGCAGUCGCACCCGACCACGGCAACGUGCGUCGCAUGGAGUCGAAUGAUGACGGAUCUUCCUCAUCGCCCGCGGCCCAGGCGCCGCUGGGCACAGUGCGGGUGCAUAUUCGUCAGGUCAACCCCAUCACGCUCACCGUGGAGGAACGCGACUCCUUCACCUUUCAGGCCCCAGUUCAGCGAGUCGUCAGCGCCGCUGCCACUGUAGCGGACACGGCGCAGCUCAGGCACGACGACGGCGCGCGUCGGACCCCUCGCACCUCUCUCGCCUACACUCGGCGACCAGCCUUCCUUAUACAUCAGUACGCGCCUCACAUCGCCUUCUUCGUAACGCUGCCGGCGACACCUGGUGCGACGGGCGGUGGUAGCGGCGUCGUCCUGUGCCCUUGCUUCGCCUCCGCUAUGGCGACGGGCAGUCGUUCCGAUCAUACGGCGGGUGCCAUUCGCGCCUACGUGCCGACCCGGCUCAGCGUAGCAAACGCGGUCGUGGCGUGCGCGCAGCAGGGAUGGGAGCUGGAGCGGACUGGCACCUCUGCCUGCGUCCUGGUGGACUCUGCUGGUGUUGUGGACUACUGCACGAUCGAGGCGGUCGCCGAGGCAGCGACAACGACGGCGACAUUCCCCUCGACGGCGUCGGUAGGGCGGACUCUGAAAGUGAUGGCAGGUCUUGCGGCGGUGCCGCCCACGUCACGCGAGGCGCACGUGUGGCGGCGGUGGAUAUGUUUUCACCGCCGGCAGCGGACAGGCUUCUUCAGCCUCGUACGGGAUGCGCAGCAAGCUCUCAAGGCGCGUAAAGAGGGCGAGAACGAAACAGCCGCAGGCAAGGCGGCCGGCGCCGUCGCCGAUGUGCAGGUGCUGCCGGCAGCGGUGCAGCUCACACCCGACGGUCGGCACGUGUUGGUGUGGAGCUUCCGGUUUCUCCGGGUCGCAGCGGUGUCGGCGCAGCCCGCCUCACGCAUCCCUUCAACGGUGCGGCGCCAUGAUGUAACCGUCGAGUCAUGUAUGCAUCUGUUGGACUUCACGACGGGCGCGUGCAUCGGCAGGCACACCGACCCCCUCGGCGUCUUUCCCACCAGCGAGGACAUUGUGUUUGGGGCCACGGCGUGGGCGGACUACGUUCAGCUCCGCAGCCGCGCUCUGGCACUGCACCUACACGUGGAGCCGUCCGCCGCCGCCAACAACCAGUUCUACAUCCUAGUGCCUGAGUUGCCGCUAGAGCAGCUGCUUGGCGUUGCCGCUCUCUCGUGCGAGGCGGCCGAAGUGGCAACGGCGGCAGUUGCUGGACGCGUGGUACAUGUGUAUGAGGUGAUCCUCGAGGCGGCAGCCGCGUCGUCGCCGAACACCGCACAGUCCUCGGCCACAGUGAGGCGGCUGCCACACGAGCUGGGUGAGUGGGAAGCAAUCGUCAGGCGGGGUGCAGAGCACCCACGGCAUGCAUCAUACCACGACGUCGGUGAUGUCAGGAAAGACGGGUGCUGGAGUGGUCUGGCGACCUCGCAGUCUACAUGGGGAGCGCUGCGCCUCCUCUCUCCCAACGAGUACGCCCUCACUGUCAAGGAAGAGAGCCACACUCGCGUUGAGGCUCACAGCCGCACGACGGCGACGGCUGGAGUGCACCCAGGUCUGGCGGUCUGUCGCGCCCCGGUGAUUCUCCUUCGCCGCGCCGUGACCGCGUCACAGGAUUUGAAGAACUUAGUUGCCGCCUCCCCUGUCGGAGCUGCGUUAGGGGCGGACGCGCGCAAGCAUCUCUUCGCGACCCCCAGGGCUCAUGACACCACCGGCGGGGCGGCACCAGGGGAGGUGCUGCUGCUCUCUUUCAGCGCGGACGUUUCCGCAGCGGCGCUGCUGGUGUACUCUAACCAGCUGCCGUGGGGCAGUGCCGCCUUGGGGCGCGUGCUCUGCGAGGCCGCGCCGUCGCAGGCCGAGGAGGAGCUCACUGAGGAGGGGCGACGUCUCCAGGAGCGGCUGCGACAGAAAACCGUGGUCGAUGCGCUGCACGAGCUACACCGUGGACGUGACGACGCGUGCGGAACACUCCUGCUGGCUACUGUGGCCCCGCAGAGCUCCAGCACCGCAGCAGCACCGGGAGGUACGGGCGAAGCAGCCUCCGCGAGCCCAAGCGCUACUGCGGAUGUGGCCGGCAGCACCAGCGGUGAUCGGGCGCAACCGGAGAAGACUACAGAAGCAGCUGCAACGACCUCGGUGAGAGUCGAUGCCGCGGUGCGCGCACUGCUGAAGAACCUGACCCCGCCACUCAGUGCAUCUUCGCCACCUGUGGCGCUUGUCCACGUGCGUGGCUACGGCUCCAUCCGGGUACACCUUCUCCCCAGCAUUGCGCCACUGGCGACUGACAACUUUGUGCGUCUGGCACGACGCCACUACUACGAUCGGCUCACCUUCCACCGGGUCAUCCCCGCCGCGAUUGUGCAAGGCGGUUGCCCGCGAGGCGACGGGACCGGCGGCGAGAGCGCCUUCGCUGACGGGGCGCCGUUCAGGGACGAAGGACUGACAGUCUUUCCUUUCUUCUCCCACACGGACAACCCGCUGUGCUGCUGGCUGUGCAUGGCGAACGCGGGGCCCAACACGAACGGGUCACAGUUCUUCUUCACCGUGCCCGGCGGCGAGGCGAUGCCGUGGUUGGACGGGCACCACACCGUCUUCGGGUACGCCGUCGAGGGGCUUGACGUGGUGCGCGCCAUGAGCAUGGCAGCACGCGAUGAUGAGGACAACCCGCUCUCACCCAUCAUGAUGGAGCGGGUGGAUGUGCUCUCUGUCUAG